AGUCCUGUGUCCCCGGUGUAAUCUCGGCGACACAGACUGAGCGAGAGGGUGGAGAGUGGCAGUCACUGGCUCCGCCCCCUCUCUCUCACCCCACCCCUGCACUGGCUCCGCGUGGUUCUCUAGAGCCGCAGCUCAGACUCGGCGGUCUCCAGGCAGCUCCAGUUCGGCGUGGUUCGGCAGAGGGAACCGCAAGCCCCCAAGUGGUCGGUCUGUGGCUUCUCCCCGAAAAAGAUCGAGGAACGCGGUCUGCCGGCAAAAUUGGACUCCACCGGCUUCCGACGACAAGCCAGGGACUGAGAGUCUCCGAGUCCCGAACGACAAGUGAUUGUCCCCAGGGGAAGGACAGGCCGGGGUCGCCAUCCAGACCGCCAUGGCCGCGCCCGCCCGCCGUCUGUGCCAUAUCGCUUUCCACGUGCCCGCGGGGCUGCCCCUCGCCCAGGAUCUGCAGCGCCUCUUCGGCUUCCAGCCCCUGGCGGUGCGGGAAGCAGACGGCUGGCGGCAGCUGGCUCUGCGGAGCGGGGACGCGGUCUUUUUGGUGAACGAGGGCGCGGGGUCCGGAGAGCCGCUGUACGGCCUGGACCCGCAUCAUGCGGUGCCCAGUGCCACGAACCUGUGCUUCGACGUGGCCGACGCGGGCGCCGCCGCCCGGGCGCUGGCGGCACUCGGCUGCAGCGUGCCAGUGCCCCCUGUCAGCAUUCGGGAUGAGCAGGGCGCCGCCACCUACGCCGUGGUCAGCUCGCCGGCCGGCAACCUCAGCCUAACGCUGCUGGAGCGCACUGGCUUCUGCGGGCCCUUCCUGCCCGGGUUUAGGCCUGUGCCCUCCGCACCUGGCCCGGGCUGGGUCAGCCACGUGGACCACCUGACCUUGGCCUGCACCCCCAGCAGCUCCCCAAAACUGAUGCGCUGGUUCCACGACUGUCUAGGCUUUCACCACCUGCCACUGAGCCCAGGUGAGGAUCCGAAGCUGGGCCUGGAGGUGGCAGCAGAGUCCGGGCGUGGGGGGCUGAGGCUCACCGCCCUGCAGGCCCCUACGGGUAGUGCUGUCCCUACCCUCGUGCUGGCUGAGUCCCUGCUGGGGGUCACCAGCCCACAGGACCAGGUGGAGCAGUUCCUGGCCCGGAACGGGGGACCUGGACUGCAGCACGUGGGGCUAUACACACCAAAUAUCAUUGAAGCCACUGAGGGGGUGGCAGGCGCCGGGGGUCAGCUCCUGACUCCUCCUGAGGCCUACUACCAGCAGCCAGGCAAGGAGCAGCAGAUCCUGGCUGCAGGGCAUGAGCCUAGCCUGCUAGCCCGACAGGGGGUCUUGCUAGAUGGUGACAGAGGCAAGUUUCUGCUUCAGGUCUUCACCAAGUCCCUCUUUGCAGAGGACACUUUCUUCCUGGAGCUGAUUCAGAGGCAGGGGGCCACUGGAUUUGGCCAGGGCAACAUUCGGGCCCUGUGGCAGUCUGUGCAGGAGCAAGCUGCCAGGGUCCAGGAAGCCUGAGAAGGGCUUGAAGCUGGGUGUAGCCGCCUGUCC
Messenger RNA from Balaenoptera musculus (blue whale), 1519 nucleotides. RefSeq names its product 4-hydroxyphenylpyruvate dioxygenase like (gene HPDL). Gene Ontology annotation, biological process: aromatic amino acid metabolic process. The coding region runs from base 371 to 1486 and encodes 371 amino acids. Gene Ontology annotation, molecular function: 4-hydroxyphenylpyruvate dioxygenase activity. The record is from RefSeq and is a predicted model, not a curated record. Lineage: Eukaryota; Metazoa; Chordata; Mammalia; Artiodactyla; Balaenopteridae. The transcript has a single exon.